CUUCUACCAAUUCCAAUUAAACGUUGAUAAGGCUCCUCGAAGCUUCCAGACGAUCUAGACGGUACACUUAUAAAGUGCCUCCCCUUCUACAUACAACUACACAUACAUACAUUUGUUUACCCAAACUACCCCUCUCAAGAAAAUCGAACAAUGGCCCUGUUUGGUGACCCCUGGAGGCGCUUCCUCCUGGGCCCCGCCGUCCACCGCUCGUCGACGGCCCUUCUCGACUGGCUCGAAUCCCCAGCUGCCCACAUCUUCAAAAUCAACGUCCCAGGAUAUAGCAAGGAGGACAUAAAAGUGCAGGUGGAAGAUGGGAAUAUACUGGUUAUCAGAGCUGAAGGUGGGAAAGAGGAAUUUCCGAAGGAGAAAGACGUCAUUUGGCAUGUGGCCGAGAGGAAGACACUUGGCGGGAAAAGCGAUUUUUCAAGGGAGAUUGAGCUGCCGGAGGAUGUGAAGGUGGACCAGAUCAAGGCUCACGUGGACAACGGCGUGCUUACUGUGGUUGUACCCAAGGAUACAACUCCCAAGCCAUCCAAAGUCAAGAACAUUCAUGUUACUAGCAAACUAUGAAUCGUUUUGGUGUAUUCAUGUGAAUCAAAUUCAUGUCGUCUUUAGUAAUGUUCUUACACAUGUAAUUGGAGCUGAUAUUUUACAAGUUUGAAAGCUCGAGGAGAUUUAAUAUAAACGCAAUUUAUUUACCUUAAUACUACAAACUCGAGCCAAAUUUGAGUUGAGAUGCCUACCAACGAAAUUUAAGCUCAUGAUUCGAGCUGAUUUUAAAUAUAUGUAUAUUUUUUAUGGAAGGAGUACCAAAAAAAAUUUGGCUCGUUGAGUUUAAGCAAUAGUGAAUGAAAUAGAGCUUUGCUCAAAUAGGAC
This is a messenger RNA of Striga asiatica, 876 nucleotides long. The record is from the annotation of a GenBank genome assembly. NCBI's taxonomy places the organism in Eukaryota, Viridiplantae, Streptophyta, Magnoliopsida, Lamiales, Orobanchaceae.